GUUUAUUUAAUUCUGACAUAAUAUUCGACCACAGAUGUUUUUCGUGACUUUUCUCUCGGUAAAAUUAGGUAUCGGCAAUUAGCAAUGUUGAUAUGCUACUCAUCAAGUCAUCUCUAAAUUGGACUAAUUUAGACAGUCUCGCUAAACGUGUGUUGUUUUAAUGAGGGGAUUUUAAGGCUUCGCGUCGGGGAAAAAUAAAUUAAGUGUGUAAGGACUGCCAUCUCUGCUUAUUUAUGACCGUUUUGAUGUACAGUAAAUGGAGUCGAGGAGUCGAUUCCAACGACUCCAACAGUGGGAGUCGGAGUCAACUCCAAAAAACCUGGAAUCGAACACCCCUAUGUCUGCACAUGUCUGAAGGAGCGCGCUCACGAUUCUUUUGGGUAUGAGAGACGUCACUAUAGCAACACAAGGGGACGCGCACGCCGCGCAGAAAAGCAGACAGAGUCGCUGCUUGUUGGCUGCUGUUUCUUGCAUAAUUUCGACAACGCCCUGCCAGGUAAAGUCUUUCAGCACUGUACAGUUCAGGACUUCAUGCAUGGAUACCUUUUCUUUCUUCCCUGCAUGUACAGAGUGGUGUCAGAGUGUUCUGUGUUGAAAACCCUGGGGAAUUAGAUGCUGCACUUCAGGUUACAGACUGGACUGCAUGUCUUCACACAUCAUCAGUGAUCUUGUCAGACAAGAAAUUAAUUUACAAAGCAAAUGAAGUUCUGACCAACCAGCACAAUGACACAUACAAAGACUGCAGAUGACAUGCAACACACCCUCUCUCUCAGCUCCAGAAAACAACUACUGGAACAAUUAAACUCUGAACAGCAAGAAGUUAAUGCCAUUACGCAGCCACUGCUGGAGACUGAGGCUGUAUUCAUAAAGAAUCUGGAUCACUACCUCACUCAAAGAGACACACUGGAAUUGAGGAAAAGUAAAUUGCUCUAUAAGCGCUGGACACAGAGUGUGUGGCUGCCGAUACAGAGGAGUAUGGAGCAACACUUUACACAGCAUGGCUACAGUGAGACACAGAAGAUGAGGAGCAUGCAUGCACACUACAUCAACUACUGUAAUGCUAAGGGUUUUGUGUUUCUAGAGAGUUACGAUCCGCUAGAGUACAACCCUUUCCUGCACCAUUUCAACACACGUUAUCGCAAAGUGAGUCGUAUCAUCUUCUUUUUUGUUAAUAGUUACACAACUAAACAAAAUGCAUUAUGACUUUUUUUGUUCAUUCUUUCAUCCAAAUGUUUAAUUACUCAUCAGCUGAGUAUUUUAUUGAACAGAUGAAAUGCCAUUUUGUAUCACCCUAACAUUUUAGGGUACACCAACAGGUAUGCAGUUGACACAGUAAUUACAACCUUACAACUCAUAAAACUUCCCUGGAGAAUUAGAACAAAUCUAGCUCUCUGCUGCUUGCUCGCUGUUAGCUUUUGUAAUGUGUGCCCUCAUACUAAUCAUCUCAUGUGUAUAUGACUUGUUCUCCAUAAAUGUAUGUGCAGAAUGAAGGUUCCGGUUUGACAGAAAAACAGAGUGGUGUGUGUGUGUGUGUGUGUGUGUGUGUUAUGAUUCUGUCAUACUGUCAUAUAAACAGUAUAAAAACAAUAAAAUAACAGCAUCAUUUACU
This is a messenger RNA of Megalobrama amblycephala (Wuchang bream), 1609 nucleotides long. RefSeq names its product family with sequence similarity 228 member A (gene fam228a). The transcript has 6 exons. The record is from RefSeq and is a predicted model, not a curated record. Lineage: Eukaryota; Metazoa; Chordata; Actinopteri; Cypriniformes; Xenocyprididae. Bases 724 to 1203 code for a protein of 159 amino acids.